AUGCCGUCUGUCAGCAACGCUGGCGCAGAUGGCGACGCUGGAAAGCAGCAAAAUCAGUCAAUUGCGGCCAACAAUUCGAACAAUGGGCACAACACCGUGGAUUUGGGCGACAAGGCUGCAGAUGAUGGCGCUUCGAUCCUUGACAGUAUGUCACAAAAGAAAGCACCUUGGGACGCAGAGCAGCCGCACCUUCAGAACAUCGCCGACCUGAAGAAACACUUCGCCAAUGAAGAGUCUGCUAUUGCCGAGCAGCUAUAUUCGAUCGAAGAAAGCCGCAUCGAGGUUCGCWAUCACAUAAGAUUCUUCCAAGCUCAGAUGUUCGGCCUAGCUAGUCGUCAGAGCGAGAUGGAACUUAAAUUGAAGGAGCUUAUGCGUAACGUUGCUGAGAAGAUCGACGCAGAGGAGGAAGAGAUCAUGACCAUCUUCAAACAGGAAGUCCUCUGA
Molecule: messenger RNA, 444 nt
Organism: Ramularia collo-cygni
Lineage: Eukaryota; Fungi; Ascomycota; Dothideomycetes; Mycosphaerellales; Mycosphaerellaceae
Exons: 2
Coding region: 1-444 (147 amino acids)
Source: RefSeq, a predicted model, not a curated record